Acanthisitta chloris (rifleman) is the source of this 1620-nucleotide messenger RNA. RefSeq names its product voltage-dependent N-type calcium channel subunit alpha-1B-like. The annotation marks the transcript as partial. Lineage: Eukaryota; Metazoa; Chordata; Aves; Passeriformes; Acanthisittidae. The record is from RefSeq and is a predicted model, not a curated record. Gene Ontology annotation, biological process: calcium ion import across plasma membrane; chemical synaptic transmission. Gene Ontology annotation, cellular component: membrane; voltage-gated calcium channel complex; neuronal cell body. Gene Ontology annotation, molecular function: high voltage-gated calcium channel activity. The transcript has 14 exons.
AGGGCCUGCAUUGACUUCGCCAUAAGUGCCAAGCCCCUGACCCGCUACAUGCCUCAGAACAAGCAAUCCUUCCAGUACAAGAUGUGGAAGUUUGUGGUGUCCCCUCCCUUUGAGUACUUUAUCAUGGUCAUGAUUGCACUCAAUACUAUAGUGCUAAUGAUGAAGUUCUAUGAUGCUCCAGAAGCAUAUGAAGAAAUGUUGAAAUGCCUGAAUAUUGUGUUUACAUCCAUGUUUUCCAUGGAAUGUGUGCUGAAGAUCAUUGCCUUUGGUGUGCUGAAUUAUUUCCGAGAUGCCUGGAAUGUCUUUGAUUUUGUCACAGUGUUGGGAAGUAUUACUGAUAUUUUAGUAACAGAGAUUGCGGUAAGUACAGACAACUUCAUCAACCUCAGCUUCCUGAGGCUCUUCAGGGCAGCAAGACUUAUCAAGCUCCUUCGCCAGGGGUACACAAUCCGCAUCUUGCUCUGGACAUUUGUACAGUCUUUUAAGGCCUUGCCUUAUGUGUGUCUCCUCAUUGCAAUGCUUUUCUUCAUCUAUGCCAUUAUUGGAAUGCAGGUGUUUGGGAACAUUGCGUUAGAUGAUGAAACCUCCAUCAAUCGGCACAAUAACUUCCGUACCUUCCUCCAAGCCCUGAUGCUUCUCUUCAGGAGUGCCACGGGGGAAGCCUGGCACGAGAUCAUGCUGUCAUGCCUGAGCAACAGAGCCUGUGACCCACUCUCUGGCCUCACCAAAAAGGAGUGUGGCAGUGAUUUUGCCUAUUUCUACUUCGUCUCCUUCAUCUUUCUGUGUUCCUUCCUGAUGCUGAACCUGUUUGUGGCUGUGAUCAUGGACAAUUUUGAAUACCUGACAAGAGACUCUUCCAUCCUUGGGCCCCAUCACUUGGAUGAGUUUGUGCGUGUGUGGGCUGAGUACGACCCUGCUGCCUGGUAUCGCCUGGUGCGGAUGAACAUGCCAAUAUCUCCGGAGGAUUUAACUGUCCACUUCACCUCCACCCUGAUGGCUCUGAUCCGCACUGCCCUGGAGAUCAAACUAGCCUCAGGUGGUGUUAAGCAGCACCAGUGUGAUGCUGAGCUGAGAAAGGAGAUCUCCCUGGUUUGGCCCAAUCUGUCCCAGAAGACUUUGGAUCUGCUGGUGCCUCCUCACAAACCUGAUGAAAUGACUGUGGGGAAGGUCUACGCAGCACUGAUGAUAUUUGACUUCUACAAGCAGAAUAAGAACAGCAGAGAACAAGUUCAACCACCUGGAGGCCUGUGCCAGCCUGGACCAGUGUCACUCUUCCACCCCUUGAAGGCCACUCUGGAGCAAACCCAACCUGCAGCUUUCAACAACGCCAAGGCCUUCCUCCGCCAGAAGAGCUCAGCCUCCCUCAACAACGGGGGAGCAUUGCCAGCCCCAGAGUGUGGGAUCAAGGAGUCCAGUUCCUGGGGGACCCAACGCACCCAGGACGUGUUCUAUGAGACCAGGACACCAGCAUUUGAGCGAGGCCACUCGGAGGAGAUCCCCACUGAGAGGGUGGUAGAAAUGAGGGAAAUCAGCCCCACAGUUGCCAAUGGAGAGCACCAACCAGGCCUGGAGAGCCAGGGCCGGGCAGCUUCCAUGCCACGCCUGGCUGCAGAAACUCAG